AAAGGCCAAACAAGGAGCAAUUAGUCAGAAUAAAAUCAGCUUUGAUGACAUUUUCCCUCCUGAACUCUGGUAUAAAAUGGUCACCUGAGGAAGAACUGAAAGGAUGUGUGAGGAAUUUGGAUGCAGAGCUGCAUGUUCAUACACAGAGUGCUGGGUGAAAAAUGAGCAGUCUAUGCAGGCUAAACUUGGUUUUCAUCCUGUGGAUCUCCAUGACCUUGGUGGGCUUGGGUUUCCCAGUUGGCCCUUCCAUGAGCACCAACCCUUUUUAUUUGACCUGCCAGCUGUACGGGAAAUGGGAUUCGUGCCUGGUGCUGCUGAGCAGCUGCCUCUCCAAGGUGGGCAGGGAUGAGGAGCUGCCUCUUGGGAAGCCUCUCCUGGAGCCCCCUCUCCACAAAAGGUCCUUCCGCAACGGCGUCGGAGCGGGAAUUAAAAAAACUUCCUUCCGAAGGGCAAAAUCCUGAGCAAAUGCCCCAAAACCCGGCCCAGGUUUUGACAUCUGAUGUUUCAGUCGUUGCUUCGAGUUCCUUUUGAUGCUUUUCUCUGACAAAGUCCCCAGAUGUCGAUUUCCGAGCGGAUGGGAGCGCUCGGGAAGGGCUUUGUUCCCAAAGUUACGGUAGCAUAAAGUUUUGUCUGGAAAUGAAUGUUUUCAUUUGCUUAAUUUCCCUCCUUUGUCAAGCUGCAGAUUUUAAUCAAGUCGCUCUUUGAUUGACACAAAGGUAAUCCCGUGCUUUUGAGGAGAUGUGUGCGCACAGCCUGUGGGGAGGAUGGAGUAUUCCCAAAAUCCUUCCUCUCUGCCAGGCACGAGGCAUUCCUGUGCUUUCCCCUCCCAAAUCACAUUGACCUGGAGACAGCUGGUAAUUUUAAUACAGAUUUAAAGUACAUUUCAUUUCAGGUUUCCAAUGAUAUGGAGGGCCACCGGUGAAAGAAUCAGGCCCUGCUUUUAACUUCCACUGCCUUUUCAAUAUAGUUAUUUAAAAUGACUUUGGCAGGAAAUCGUCUCCAGAGAUCUCUCAUCUCAUACCCAGAAGAAUCCUGGGAAGUCACUCUAAGGCAGGGAAUCAGCACCGCUCCCCAUCCCUCAAUUAAUUGACUUAGGGUAGGCAACACCCAGCUGAUGAAAUGUGCCAAA
Cyanistes caeruleus (blue tit) is the source of this 1129-nucleotide messenger RNA. It is a transcript of the gene NPS, whose product is annotated as neuropeptide S. NCBI's taxonomy places the organism in Eukaryota, Metazoa, Chordata, Aves, Passeriformes, Paridae. Gene Ontology annotation, biological process: neuropeptide signaling pathway; positive regulation of action potential; positive regulation of synaptic transmission, GABAergic. The record is from RefSeq and is a predicted model, not a curated record. Gene Ontology annotation, cellular component: extracellular region.